Molecule: messenger RNA, 846 nt
Organism: Lepidothrix coronata (blue-crowned manakin)
Lineage: Eukaryota; Metazoa; Chordata; Aves; Passeriformes; Pipridae
Gene: LRRD1
Product: leucine rich repeats and death domain containing 1
Source: RefSeq, a predicted model, not a curated record
AUGUCUCCUGAAGGAAUUGUAAAUAUUAAGUAACUCUUUCAGAACUACAGCACUGAUGGAUUUCUGUUUGCAUCAGAAAGUGUUGAAACUUCAGAUCUUGCAAGCAACAAAUUGAAAACUGUACUAGAUCCCGUGGCUGAUAUGAAGAGUUUGAAGCUAGCAAAACUCAGCACAGGUGAGACCUUGAUUCAGGGUUUACUAAAGGAGAUUACACACUUUAAGAAAUAAGAGUGUUCGGUCAGUAACAAGACGUUUAUGUUUUUACCAGAGCAUCUUUUCCAGUUGACAAAACUAAAAUUUAGGUUUCUGAACUUUGCAAAAAAAUUAUUUAAAAGCAUUACAAGUAAACUUCGCAACUAUAGCCUGUCGAAAUGUCUCGUACAUUAUAAUGAACCCAGCUUCCUGCCAAUAUUCCCAGAUUUACAAAUGUAAAGGAAUUUUUUUUUAAGUAGAAACUGACUGGACUCACUGGAUGAACAAACUCUGCCUUUAAAAGACCUCUCUAUAACAGAUUUUUCUGGAAAUGUAUUAAGAUACAUUCCUUUUGAAGAAGAAAAUUGUAUACGGACAACCAGACCUGACCUCGGCAGCGACGAGCUCUCUCAGUUCCCAAAUGCACUAUGUGCACUAUUUGAUCUUAAAACUCUUAGAUUAGUGGCAACUCUUAUUUCAGAAGCAGUACCCGGAUUUUCUGACAUUAAAGAUUUGGGGCAUCUACAAUUAAACACAAACGACCUGUCCUCCUCCUCCGCGUGCUGUGCUGCCUUACGAACCAGCGCACUGGACUGUCGGGGGGACGCCGGCGGUGACGCUCCCCUGCAGCGCCGGCACACGGCCGUAGGACCG